Molecule: messenger RNA, 1518 nt
Organism: Menidia menidia (Atlantic silverside)
Lineage: Eukaryota; Metazoa; Chordata; Actinopteri; Atheriniformes; Atherinopsidae
Source: the annotation of a GenBank genome assembly
AAACAUCAGAGUAGUUCUAUCCGUCAGCGUGUGCUGCAAGGAGCAAUUGAAUUGUACACUUGGAAAAUGGCGAGUUGGUGUGUGCGAUCCGUGCGACAGAGCUACCCCCUUAUAGCUUCGCCUGCCUUAAGAGUGUCUCCAAGACUGCUGUGCACGGCCACCCAGCAGAAGAAUGGCCCGGGACCGGAGGAGUCGGAAAAGCCGGAGCACAGCGCGGGGGAGAAAGCCCUGAUGGAGGAGAAGAGCCAGCUGGAGGGGCAGCUGAAAGACAUGACGGAAAAGUAUAAGAGAGCCUUAGCAGACACAGAGAACCUGAGGACAAGGAGUCAAAGGAUGAUAGAUGAUGCGAAAUUAUACGGGAUCCAGGGCUUCUGCAAGGACCUGUUGGAGGUGGCCGACAUCCUGGAGAAGGCCACGGAGAGCGUGCCCAAAGAGGAGGUGACGAGCCAGAACCCCCACUUGAAGAACCUGUACGACGGCCUGGUGAUGACCGAGAUCCAGAUCCAGAAGGUGUUCACCAAGCACGGCCUGGUCAAGCUCAACCCGGAAGGCCAGAAGUUCGAUCCGUACGAGCACGAGGCGCUCUUCCACGCCCCCAUCGAGGGCAAGGAGCCCGGCAGUGUCGCCGUGGUGACCAAAGUGGGCUACAAGCUUCACGGCCGCACCUUGCGGCCGGCACUGGUGGGCGUGGCCAAAGCACCGUAGGACCAUAGGCAAACUGACCAGGUUUUGGCACCUCCUCCACCUGUGAGGUGCCUCAGAGACAAUUUUGACAAUUUCAAUUUAUUUUCUAAGGGACUCUGUCUUGUACAGGACAUUCUACUCUGUCAAAUAUCAGUCUGUCGUAUGUCGUUUGAGUUCUUUCAGAUAUUAAAGUUAUUUAAAUAAACCAUCACCAGGUUCCAGGCAGAGGCCCUUCACGUCUUUAUACUUCAGGAGGAGACAGAAGUUUUUUAAAUGUGUACCUACGGUGCAAAAUCCUCUCACAAAGCAGACCGGCUGCUGACCGUCAUUCCAGGCUGAUGUCCGAUGACAUUAAUUCUCCUAAAUAGACGUUUUUGAGUUGGAACUUAACAUAAAUGGAGGAACUCCUCUGGCAAUGUGAUUUUAGAAGAAGGUUGACAUGACGCUUCUUGUUGAGAGACACUCUGGGUUAUACGCCUUUUUGUGUUGGUAAACAGGUCUCGGCUCAGCUAACGACUCAUAACUUGGAGAUGUAACGGCUAAAUCUGUAAACCGGUGUGAGAAUUAUGUGCGGACCUCCGUCCGAUUUAUGAAGCGUCCGAAUAAAGAGAUUCUUGUGGAAAUCCAUUUCGGAUCACUGUCUGACUCUUUCUGCAGGACCCAUCUAAUUAAGAGAAAGUUUACCGGCCCCUUAUUCUUACUUAAGAGAAAGUUUCACAGAUAGCAUUAUCAUGUUGUAAAGGCUUUUACAAAGCCUCUCAUUACACCAGCUAAAGGAUUUAUUUUAUCUUUUAGUUAAAGUAGUCAAUUCACUGCUGUUAACACCAAAAGAAA